Leptosia nina is the source of this 1194-nucleotide messenger RNA. NCBI's taxonomy places the organism in Eukaryota, Metazoa, Arthropoda, Insecta, Lepidoptera, Pieridae. The record is from the annotation of a GenBank genome assembly.
AUGUCCACUGAAUACCUAUCCAAGGACAUACUAGAAGAGGUCUACAUUCGCUCAUUCUCACCGUUUUAUACCCUCGAAAUGAUUCUUGGCACAAGUAGGGUGUACGUCCACGAUAGAUUUGUUAUGGGCCCCACAUUUACGCAGAAAGUAUAUUCCUUGAUUUGCGCGAUGAUUACGUUUUCUAUGUACGCUUACGUUGCAGUCACGUACUUUCAACAGUACCGUGAUUAUGGUCUUUUAUACUACGCAUAUAUGGCACUUCUAGUAUUCCAUUACAUAAACUUUAUCGCCAACUUCGUUCACGUAAGGUUUCGCAAUACCGAAGCGAAUGCUAAAUUUUACAUCCAAAUGCAACAAUUGGACCGGCUUAUGAGACUAGACCAUGGUUGUAUAAACAAUAUUCUGUAUUUAUACAAUGUGUAUACCGUGGUGUCAUCUAUGUGUAUUAUGGCUUUGGUCUUCAGCAGCGGUUUAUUUUUGCAUUAUCUUCUCGCCGUUGGAUUUAUCGGAAUUUGCUAUGGCAUUCUGUGUUGUACGUUAGAAUGGCUGCAUUGUGCGAGCCUGCUUAUAUAUUUCUUCCUACGCAUGAGGUUUAUUAACGCCAUACUCGUGAAUUAUCUUGAAGGUAAAAUAUUUAUAGCGGACGCACAUAAAUGUAGGUUACCAAGAAAACGUUUGAUGCGCCAUCUAGCGGCUUUGACAAACGAUUUCGAAUUGUCUCCUGUGGACGAAUAUGUGAAAGCGUUGUUUUCGACUUUUACAGAUUUUCAGAAUCUUUACAGGUUUCAACUACUUCAAUUUUUCUCUAUUUUCUUUGUGCACACAUUAUGUGGUUUUGCUAUUGAAAUUCUCGGAGCGCAGAAGGGCUUAGUCAAUCAAUAUACAUGGGUAGAAUUUUUGGAUAUGCCCACUAUAGCCGCUUGUUAUCUCCUUUUAGCCGUGGUGAUAUGUGUAAGAUGCGAGGUUUUUCAACGAGAGGUUAAACAAACGAAACGCCUAUGUAUUACUAUACUAUCUCAGCAGUAUAAUGGAAACAUACGGGAGAAGGCAAAACGUAUACUCCAGACCGUCAGCGCUUGUCCCCCGGAGCUGAGCGUGUAUGGAAUGUGGACGAUAAGAGGCACUGUCGUGAUCCACAUCAUCAAUGUGAUAACUACCCUUAUGAUUGCUAUGCUUCAGUUUAUGAUUUUAUAA